GCUCAAGAUCCACACUAGCUGCAAAUCCUGUGCUGCUAGACUUUUUUCUUUUUGCAAUUCUUUGUUUCCAUUGCUAUGGUACUUGUAGCUGGUUCGUGUGGAUGUCCGUCUGUUUCUGAGGGAUUCAGAUUCGUAUGUGCAUUAGCGUGAAGAUCAUGAAGAAGCUAAAGAUCUAGAUCCAUGGACAUACAUAGUGCCGUUUUUUUUUUUCGAGCUAACAACGAGCGCCUUCGGAACGAGCGGAACUGAUUCUUCUAUUUGCAAUUUCUGUCUUGUCUUGUUUUAUUUCAUUUUCGUUCUGAACUAGAAUCCAGGAUGUAGGCGGGAUUGGACCAGGAGCUUGCAGUUGUACGGGUUCAAAUGGACUGCACUCCGAAUGAAUCAAUUACUAGAUUUUAUUUAUGAUUUGAGAUUGACUACUGACACUGCAUUGGAACAAAACCCCGAAGGUGAGACUAUUAUCUGAGAACUUCUCUGUUUUGUCCUUACUCCAAAUUCGUAAAAUUCUCUUCCAAAUUUCGUCACAAAAAUGUCCGCGUCAUCAUCUUCGUCAACAGCAGCUCCUUCAAGCUCCGGUCGUGUAAAUUUUGGAGACCUCAUGUUACAGAAAGCAGGACGUGGAGACAAGCUGAGCUACGCGGAAUGGACCAAGCAAAUGAAACAACAGCACGACGAAUCCUUUCGCCUGCGGGUGCUUGCGUCGAUGGUAUAUCUCGGUGGUAGAGUCUCAGUCUGUGACUGUGAGCCCUUUGCGGUUGCUUCCUUUUGUGUGCUAAUUUUUUAAUAGGGCUUCACUUCUAUCGUCUCUGUUGUGUUUGUUUCCAUUUCAUUCGCCGUUUUCCAUGUUGCUGCAACCAGGUAUCCGCCUGGACGCAGGCCAUCCGCAGAAUUACGCCCGGAAAUUGUCUUCCCGCGCUCCCAAUCGAAGUCCUCAGGAUUAUCCUGAGCUUUGUCGGGUCCGUCAUGCCACCUCCUGCGAUCCCCAGUCGGGAUGAAGUUGAGAAGUUGUGUCACGAAAAGCGUGCGGAGGAAUACGGAAAAGUGGCGAAGUACUACGCGGAUUUAGCGAAGGCCGCAGCGCUGCAGGGAAAAAGCCGCCUCCUCAUCACCAAAGAAGUUGCGAAUGCCGCGCCGAGAAUCUUCGCCGGAGACGACGAGGACGGCGGCAGAAGUGCCGGGCGCUUAGGUGUCUUUGGUAUCUUGAAUCUGCGCUAUGGUUAUGAAGUGCGCGACAGUGAUGGCGACCCCAUUGAAAAGGCUCAUCUCUUCAUGGAAGACAGCGACGGCUUUCCAUACUCCUUGGAGUGGACCGAGAGCAAGCGCAACAAGGCCGACCCGAAGCCGCUCGUCGAGGCUUUUCGCCGGAUGGAGGAGCGGAACUAG
Amoebophrya sp. A120 is the source of this 1383-nucleotide messenger RNA. The record is from the annotation of a GenBank genome assembly. Lineage: Eukaryota; Dinophyceae; Syndiniales; Amoebophryaceae.